AUGAAUGCAUCCGCAUCGCCGCUCCGUACCCUGCACGAACACUAUGUCCUACUGGCUGAUCCCCGUACGCGGACGUGGUUCUUUAUGGGCAGUCCGCUACCCGUGAUGGCGUUCAUCUGCUUCUAUCUGGUUUUUGCCACGCGAGUUGGGCCCUGGAUCAUGAGGGAUCGUAAGCCUUUUGAAGUGCGCAGCUUGGUGGUCUUUUACAAUGUCGUCAUGAUAGGACUCAGCGCCUACUUCAUCUACUUCGCUCUCUCGUACGCCUCCAUGCGAAAGCCCGGGCAAAGUGUCUUCUGCUGGGCCACGGACCCUCGUCCGACGGAGGACAACAUGUUCUUCUUGACUCGCGCCUGGUACUACAUGCUCAUGAAGGCCGGCGAGAUGGUGGACACGCUGUUUUUUGUGCUGCGCAAGAAGACAAAGCACCUGAGCUUCCUGCACCUGCUACACCAUUCCCUCGCGCUGUGGUCAGUGUGGCUGGUGCUGACUCUGGGCAUGACGGGUCACGUCUUCUCGUUCCCACUCCUCAACUCUGCUGUGCACGUUGUGAUGUACGGUUACUACGCUCUCGCAGCGCUCGGACCAGCAAUGCGACCGAACCUGUGGUGGAAGAAGUAUGUCACCCUGUUCCAGAUUUUACAGUUCUUGCUUCUCUCGUUGCACGCCCUGAUACCUGCGCUCCUCGACUGUGGCAUAUCCAGGAUACUUGCCCUCGUCGGUUCAUUAGAAGGACUACUUUUCGCGUCUCUCUUUUCGGACUUUUAUAUUAAGACAUACGUUCGCAAGAGUGCGUUGAAAUUAUAGUUAUUCCUUAUAGUGCUACAAAGAAACGAACAUUUCCAACAAUGUUUUUAACUGACAAUUUAGAAUCACACUGAUACUAUAUUGCCAGAAGUUUAGGGGCUCAAAAUAUUGAGCUUAAAUUCAGGGCCUGUAUUCACGAAAAGGCUUCACACCAGAAUUAUUCGUAAUAGUGAA
Dermacentor albipictus is the source of this 978-nucleotide messenger RNA. RefSeq names its product very long chain fatty acid elongase 7-like. Gene Ontology annotation, biological process: fatty acid elongation, saturated fatty acid; fatty acid elongation, monounsaturated fatty acid; very long-chain fatty acid biosynthetic process. Lineage: Eukaryota; Metazoa; Arthropoda; Arachnida; Ixodida; Ixodidae. Gene Ontology annotation, cellular component: endoplasmic reticulum membrane. Gene Ontology annotation, molecular function: fatty acid elongase activity. The record is from RefSeq and is a predicted model, not a curated record.